AAAUCCCUGACUGCUGGAGGUUGGGGAGGAUUUGUUGCGGAUAGCAGGGAGCUCGGCAUGUGCAGCUCUUCAUAUCUGCAUAUCUCUCUGCUGCCUGCAUCAGAGCGCACACGGGGGAGGAAAGAGGUCGUCUCGCAUGCUUGGACUAAAUUUCAUUCGGUUUCUUGUUUACUGUCCGCAGCAGCAGCGGGGCAUCCUUGGAAGAAAUCAGUGACCAUGCGGGAGGGACGAGGUGAUGCUGCUGAGUUUAGUUCUUAGGUUUCCUCCGGAGGGAUGCUGCUGGUGGUGCUGAUGCUGCUGAACCUGCGGCUGAUUUAGGAUUCUGGGAGUCACAGCAAAGUGUUUUUUUAAAUGAUUUCAGUCUCUCUGGUGUAAGAUUUUCGUUAUUUAUUUGAUCAAAUUAGAGAAUAUUUAGUUUAACAGAACAUUUUUAGAAACAAAAGGACUGGGCAUCUGAUGAGUGUUGAGAUGAACUUUGGAAAUUCUCUGCUUGUGAUUAUUUCAAGCAUCAGCAUCGCUGCAGGCUCUCGAGCUCGGUUUGAAGAAGGCGCUCCCCGGAUAGUGGAAGACCCGUCAGAUCUGAUCGUCUCCAAGGGGGAACCUGCCACCCUCAACUGCAAGGCAGAUGGCCGGCCCACUCCCACCAUAGAGUGGUACAAGGAUGGGGAGCGAGUGGAGACCGACAGGGACGACCCUCGUUCUCACCGGAUGCUGCUGCCCAGCGGCUCCCUCUUCUUCCUACGUAUCGUCCAUGGGCGCCGAAGCAAACCAGAUGAGGGCGUCUACACCUGUGUGGCCAGGAACUACCUGGGAGAGGCCGUCAGCCGGAAUGCUUCACUGGAAGUGGCCAUCCUGAGGGAUGAUUUCCGCCAGGCACCGAGCGACGUGGUGGUGGCUGCUGGAGAGCCGGCGGUGCUGGAGUGUGUUCCCCCACGGGGUCACCCAGAACCAUCCGUGUUCUGGAAGCGUAACAACGUUCGGGUCAGCAUCAAGGAUGAGCGCAUCUCUAUGCGUGGGGGCAAACUGAUGAUUUCUCCCACCAAAAAGAGUGAUGCUGGGAUGUAUGUAUGUGUGGGCACCAACAUGGUUGGAGAGAGGGACAGCGAUCCUGCAGAGCUGGUGGUUUACGAGCGUCCCGUGUUGGUGCGCAGGCCGGUGAAUCAGGUAGUCAUGGAGGAAGAGACGGUGGACUUCUUAUGCGAGGUCCAUGGGGACCCUGCUCCUACCGUGAGAUGGAGACGAGACGAGGGAGAGCUUCCACGAGGGAGGUUUGAAAUCCGUAAUGGGAACAACCUGCGUUUGUUCCGCGUGAAGGAGCAGGAUGAGGGGACGUACACCUGCACGUCCGAGAACAGCGUGGGGAAAACCGAGGCCUCCGCCAUGCUGCAGGUCCACGUGCCACCCCAGAUUACUGCAAAGCCUCGAGACCAGAUUGCAACCCAGGGGAGGAGCAUUACCUUCCAAUGUGGCACCACAGGAAACCCCCCACCUGCCAUCUUCUGGCAGAAAGAGGGCAGCCAGAUGUUGCUGUUCCCAGGUCAGCCACCGUCUCAGUCUGGCCGUUACUCGGUUUCGAUGGGUGGAGAGCUAACCAUCACCGAUGUCCACCCUGAGGACUCGGGCUUUUACGUCUGCCAGGCCAUCAGCGUGGCAGGAAGUGUGCUGACGAAGGCGCUGCUGGAGGUGGAAGGAGGUCCUUCAGGUCGGAUCCCGCCGAUCAUUCGGCAAGGCCCGGCCAAUCAGACGGUGUCUCGGGGUGCAGCGACACAGCUGCACUGCCGUUUAGUCGGAGGUGCCUCUGUCAAGAUCUCAUGGGAGAAGGAUGGAGAGAGGCUGGAGGAAAAAAAGCCUCGACUGACUCUGAUGGAGAAUGGCACAUUGCAAAUUACAGAUCUGAAGGACUCCGAUUCCGGGAUGUACACGUGCAUCGCAUCGAGCAGCACCGGGGAAUCCAGCUGGACCGGGAUGCUGACUGUCAGAGAGGACGGAGCAUCUUCUGGAUCCAGAGUUUCUGAGUUCAUCCAGCUUCCGGGACCACCGCAAAAGCCCGUAGUGACCGAGGUGACCAAGAACACCGUCACCCUCACCUGGCAGUCCAAUCCACAUGAAGGCGGGGCGGCCGUCACUUCCUAUGUCCUCGAGGCCUUCAGCCAGUCGGUGGGCAGCACUUGGCAAACCGUGGCAGACCACGUGAAGCAGGAGAGGCACACCGUGGUCGGCCUCUUCCCCAACACGGUUUAUCUCUUCAUAGUUCGAGCGGUCAACUCUUACGGCCUCAGUGACCCCAGUCCGAUCUCUGAGCCUGUCAGGACACAGGAUGGAAGUCCAACAGAACAGGGUGUGGACCACAGACAGGUGCAGAGGGAGCUGGGAGAGGUGUCCAUCUACCUGCAGAAACCUGUGGUUCUCUCUCCCACCAGCGCCAAAAUCUCGUGGACUGUUGCCCGUCAGUCACGGUACAUUCAGGGUUACCGCUUGUUUUAUCGGACCAUCGGGGGCUCCUGGUUGGUCCGAGACGUGGAGGCUACAUCUGACUACAGCAUGGUUUUAGAAGAUCUGCACAGCAACAAGGAGUACGAGAUCAAGAUUCGCCCCUUCUUCAAUGAGCUACAGGGACACGACAGCCUCGUGGUUCUUUUACGAACACCUGAGGAGGUUCUAAGUGGGUCUCCACAGGCUGUUUCAGCGGUGCAGCUCGCCAACAGCACCAGCAUCAGCAUCUCCUGGGAGCCGCCGCUUCAUAAUAUUCAGACAGGCAUCGUUCAGGAAUACAAGGUCUGGUGUCUGUCGAAGGACGUGGUGCUGGAAGUAAACCGAACCGUGGACGGAGCAGUCCUGUCCAUCCUGCUGACGGGUCUGCUGCCUGACGUCCGGUACUCAGUGGUGGUUGCUGCUGUCACCAGUCUGGGUGUGGGUGCUCGAAGCCCGCCUGUCAGCCUGCUUCUCACUCAACCUCUGGAACUGAGGAAAGAGAGUGAUCCCAGCAUAGCAGAGCAGAUUACCAGCUUCAUCCGCCAGCCUGCCUUCAUUGCAGGGUUGGGCGUGGCUUCCUGGCUGGUGAUGAUGGGCUUCAGCGGGUGGCUGUACUGUCGGCAUCGCAGAAGGAAGCAGCUGGGGCACUACACCACAUCCUUUGCAUACACCCCAGCAGUUGGCUUUGCCCACAGUGAGGGAUCAGGGAUCAUCAAUGGAGGGCCUGGCUUGUUGGGGUCAAAUAUGGGAAAUUACCCCUGGCUGGCUGACUCUUGGCCCACUCCGAACCUCACUCAAAACAGCAAAGACUUGGUCAACUGCUGCGCUGGGAAACUGGACUCAGACCGAUAUUAUAACUCUGUCGGGAUCAUCAGCUACCCAAACCAGACAGAGAAACGCAGUACGGCAUCCAAUGACAGCCCCAUUUACAGCACCAUUAACACAACGGCUGAAGAUGACUUGCUGGCGUACUACGACACCUAUUCCAGUGUCUCUUAUAACCCUGGUCCAGACCCGUACAGUAGCAACCCAGUACUGGCAAAUGGUGGGCUCAUGGGUCUGGAGCAGGACCUGGACCGGUGGACUAUCCAGUCUGGUCAGUCUGGGUCUGAAUAUGCCAAACUUCAGUAUACCAAAAAAAGCAAUGACAAACUGGCACAGCAGAUGUCCACUGGGUCCAAGUCAACUCCUCUCACCUGGGUGGACGUUUUGUCUCUGCCUCUUCCCCCCAACAAAGACAGAAGUCGUCCAACGUCGAACAGAGAAGAGGCACGGCACAGCCCUGAGGAGGACGAUGAUGACUGGUGUCCCCCGCUGCCGGCCAGAACCUACCUGAUGGACGUGUCCAGAGAAGAGGUCUCCAGCCUGCCCUCUAAACCAGAACAGAUUUCCUUCACAGCAAAAGUGCGUUCCCCACAGCGAGGCGUGCCCAAACCUGGGAGCAGUCCACCUCUUCAGCAGUUCGACCUCCUGGGCCGUCACCACUCGGUGUCCCAGUCCAACCCUGAUCUGUUUACCAACACUGAGGCUCUGGAUGCCAGUGAUUUAUACAACUCUAGCCACUGGGUAGAUGAUCUCAGGGGAGGAAGACCCAGCAACGGAAAAUCUCCAGCUGCAGCUGCAGAGUCCAGCCCUGCAGCCCAGAGCCACAGAUCCAGGAGUAAGAAACGAGCGCCCAAGGAUGGACAAAACCGAAGAGAGAGGCACGGCGAAGCAGAACUGCCCCCUCCACCGUCUCCCCCCUCUAUGGACAACUCACUGCAGCUCUUUGUGGACGUUUUGAGUCGCAAACGAGCGAACGACGAAACAAAAGAGGGGAGCAACCCGCCGACUCUUCCAAAGAGGGGAGAACAUUUCUCACCAGGACUGACAAAAUGGUUGUCAGAAGCAGAUGAGAAUGUAAUCCCAAAUGGACCGCCGGGUGUCUUGUCCAAGGUCCAGGUUUCAGGCUACGGGUCUCUGGGUGGGAGAGUCUUGCCCCGACCCUCCACUGCUGGCCAGAGGAGAGAUGAGAACCUGAUAUGAACCGCAGCUGAUGACAUCAUGUGACGUCCUCCUUUUUUCCCCUCCCUGAUUUCCUGUCUUUGUGAGCCAUCAACCUGUUGCCAUGGCACCUCAUGAGAAACUGAAGCAUCAAGACUCUCCAUCUGCCUUGUCACAAGCUAUUUGGAUUCCUUUUAGACUAUAAUUUCAUCACAUUUAUUGUGUGUGUGUGUGUGUGUGUGUGUGUGUGUGUGUGUGUGUGUGUGUGUGUGUGUGUGUGUGUGUGUGUGUGUGUGUGUGUGUGUGUGUGUGUGUGUGUGUGUGUGUGUGUGUGUGUGAUUUUCCUCACCCUUACUCUGUAUAAAGCCAUCCUCAGUGUAAUUUUUAAAAGAUGUGAGCAGAUAUAUUGAUUAAAAAUGGACCUGAAGAGAUAUUUUUAGGCAAAGGGAAGUAAAUUAUUGUUGUACAGCAGAUUAUUGAAUGUAUCUUUAGUUUCUAACCAGAAAAUCAUGAUGCUGAGAGUUUGAUGAAAGUUUAGGGACAACAACAUGACAAAGAGACAAAUUUAAAGCCUGUUACAUUCGGUGUGUAUGUGUGUGUGUGUGUGUGUGUGUGUGUGUGUGUGCGCGUGAGUGCGUGUGUGUGUGUUUAUCUCAAUGUAUGUGCGUAAAUGUUUGAAUGAGUGUGUGUGUGUGUCAGUAUUUUUCACAUUUUUUAGCGUGGCUGUGUACUGUAGUAGAUCACCAAUGUGUUGAUUUUUAAACCGAACAAUAAAAGCUUUGUUACUAAA
Nothobranchius furzeri (turquoise killifish) is the source of this 5245-nucleotide messenger RNA. RefSeq names its product roundabout homolog 2. Gene Ontology annotation, biological process: cell-cell adhesion. NCBI's taxonomy places the organism in Eukaryota, Metazoa, Chordata, Actinopteri, Cyprinodontiformes, Nothobranchiidae. Gene Ontology annotation, molecular function: protein binding. The record is from RefSeq and is a predicted model, not a curated record.